UUGUGACACUGCUAUCGGCUCCGUCAGUUGGUCUUCUGAAGUAACGCAAGCAUGACGCGCGUGAUGUUCCUGGCGGCGAUCGCUGCUUUCGCCAUCUGUGCCGAGGCAGCUUCACUGGGCCCUCAAGGGGAGCUGCACCGGGCAAAACGUCAGUUCUCUUGGUCGAGCGACCAAAAUAUAGAGCAACUCGGUGGAAAAGAAUCCGGCGGACAGCAGAUGGUCAGUUCCCUCAACACUUUCCUCGGCAACACUCAAAAGGUCGGCCAACUAGGUUUGGGGGACAACGGCAGGCAGUUUGUGCAUCAAGGCUUCUCGCUUUUCGGACCCAGCAAACAAGAAGUCGAACAGAUUGCGACAGGAAGUGGACCCCAGGAGCAGACAGUCAGUCAAAAGGGUAGCGUCUUUGGCAGCAGCAGCCAGAGAGUUAUUCAGAGAGGAGAAGUGCCGUCUUUCUUGGCAUUACCAGCAGAAUUGGUCCGCAUUUGUGCAGUAGCCUGGACGCAUGGUGCGGACAUUCCAGCUUCCCAGGCGAGGGUUUUAUUCUUUGACGCGGGUAUACCAUUUUUCGUCCACUGUUCGAAACUUUUGGUCUAG
Molecule: messenger RNA, 594 nt
Organism: Penaeus indicus
Lineage: Eukaryota; Metazoa; Arthropoda; Malacostraca; Decapoda; Penaeidae
Exons: 5
Coding region: 52-594 (180 amino acids)
Source: RefSeq, a predicted model, not a curated record